Zonotrichia leucophrys gambelii is the source of this 797-nucleotide messenger RNA. RefSeq names its product heat shock protein 30C-like. Bases 63 to 659 code for a protein of 198 amino acids. Gene Ontology annotation, cellular component: nucleus; cytoplasm. NCBI's taxonomy places the organism in Eukaryota, Metazoa, Chordata, Aves, Passeriformes, Passerellidae. Gene Ontology annotation, biological process: response to heat; protein refolding. The record is from RefSeq and is a predicted model, not a curated record. The transcript has a single exon.
CCCAGCACUGCACGGAGCAGCAGCAGCAGCACAGCCUGGAGCACUCCUCGCUCGCAGCAGAGAUGCUUUGCCGCCUGCACUUUAUGCCGCCCAUGUCCAGCUCGCUGUUCCCGUGGCUGGGACCCGUCCGCACCCUGUGGCCACAUCCAGGCACCCUUUUCGCCGAGCUGGAGCGGGAGAUGCGGCUGGAGAUGGAGCGGGCUCGGGAGUUCAUGAGCAGCGUGGAGCAGUACCUGAGCAGCGGCAGCAGCCCCGGCCGGCUCGGCAUCGCCCCCAGCACCAGCGCAGCGCUGCCCCACAGCUCCGGGGAUGGUUUCUCGGUGUGCCAGGACGUGAAGGACUUUGCCCCCGAGCAGCUGUCGGUGAAGGUGGUGGGCAGGAAGGUGGUGCUGGUGGGCCAGAAGGAGACGCAGAGCACGGACGAGAAGGGCUCCUUCUCCUACAAGUACGAGGUGCUGAAGCGGGAGUGGGACGUGCCCGAGGAGGUGGACGCCGAGGCGCUGACCUGCUCCCUGUCCAAGGAUGGGCAGCUCCGCAUCGAGGCCCCCAAGCUGGCACUGCCAGCCGCUCCUGAGAGGAAUGUGCCCAUCCAGAUGGGGCCGGCGGUGGCACAGCAAGCUGGCAGCGCUGAGGAGGGAGCCGAGAGGGCCAAGGCGUGAAGAGGAGAGACGGGGACCAGGCUGAGCCUGGCGACAACGGGGGCAGCUGCCGGCCGCAGAGCGGGACCGUGCCAUGGCCCGGGGCAUGGGGUCUGCCCGGAACAUGCGGCUUUUUUUGAUAUGUAAUAAAUAUUCCUA